ACUGGGUAUGGCCUGUACAAGUCUAUCUAAUGAUUUGAUUACAAGAAAUGCUGAAGAGAGUUACAACUCGUAUGAAAACAUUAAAAGUGAUCUUGUGACGUUUUUAGAUGGAGUGGUUGGGCAAUUUGAACAUAUUGUUAUUGAUUCCUUUGAUGUUGCUGUAAAAGAAAUCACGAUAAUAUUAGACGAACGAGGUGUACGUCUUGCUGGUCCGGUACAGGACUAUUUGAAUAAGACUGUUGAUCCUGUACUAGCCAGUUUUGAUAGUCUCUCACAACAAAUGGAUUUGACUAGAGAACUGUUGUCUGAUGUUAAUGCUACACUGGUUGAAUUAAAAGACAAUAGCACUAUACUGGAGCAAGCUUUGGAGAAUGUGGCAACAUCAUUGAAUUCAACUGUUGCUGGCUGUAUUUUAGAUCCAUGUACAAAAAUUCUGGAGAGUUUAGAAAAGCUUACAUUAGGCAUGGAUUUGGAAUCG
Messenger RNA from Saccoglossus kowalevskii, 478 nucleotides. Its product is annotated as prominin-like protein. Gene Ontology annotation, molecular function: cholesterol binding. Gene Ontology annotation, cellular component: cilium; prominosome; apical plasma membrane. Lineage: Eukaryota; Metazoa; Hemichordata; Enteropneusta; Harrimaniidae. The record is from RefSeq and is a predicted model, not a curated record.